Molecule: messenger RNA, 2301 nt
Organism: Branchiostoma belcheri (Belcher's lancelet)
Lineage: Eukaryota; Metazoa; Chordata; Leptocardii; Amphioxiformes; Branchiostomatidae
Product: betaine--homocysteine S-methyltransferase 1-like
Exons: 8
Coding region: 20-1414 (464 amino acids)
Molecular function (GO): betaine-homocysteine S-methyltransferase activity
Source: RefSeq, a predicted model, not a curated record
ACGUGCUUGGUGCAAGCGCAUGGUGAAAGUGAGAUCCCAGCGGGACCAAUAUUCAACUUCUCUCACUUAUCCACACGUCUGCGAGAAAAUGUCUGAGGCAAACGGUGCUCCAAAGAAAGGCGUUCUGGAGAGGCUGAAGGAGGGAGUGGUGGUGGGAGACGGCGGCUUCGUCUUUGCCCUUGAGAAGCGCGGUUACGUGAAGGCGGGACCAUGGACCCCUGAGGCAACUGUCGAGCACCCUGAGGCUGUCCGCCAGCUUCACCGUGAGUUUGUUCGUGCUGGUGCAGACGUCUGUCAGACGUUCACCUUUUACGCCAGCGACGACAAGCUGGAAAACCGUGGAAACUACGCCAACAAGACUCACACAGGGUCCAAAAUCAACCAAGCGGCAUGCGACAUAGCCAAGGAGGUUGCAGACGAGGGCGGCUGCCUUGUUGCCGGCGGCAUCUCCCAGACCCCAACCUACCUGAGUGGGAAGGGGAAAGAGGCCGUCCAGGCCGAGUUUCGCAAGCAAAUCAAGAUUUUUGUCGCCAACGAUGUGGACUUCCUGCUUGCUGAGUACUACGAGCAUGUGGAAGAAGUGGAGUGGGCCAUUGAGGUGCUGAAGGAGACUGGGAAGCCAGUGGCAGCCAACAUGUGCAUUGGGCCGGAGGGAGACAUGCACGGGGUGUCUGCUGGGGAGUGUGCUGUGCGCAUGGCGCGGGCUGGAGCCGACAUUGUGGGCAUCAACUGCCACUUUGACCCGUUUGUGUGCCUGGAGGGCAUGAGGAAAAUGAAGGCAGCGCUCGACAAGGCCGACCUCCAUCCUUACCUGAUGGUACAGCCCCUGGCAUACAUGACUCCUGAUGCAAGCAAGCAGGGCUUCAUCGACCUGCCAGAGUUCCCAUUCGCACUGGAGCCCCGCGUGUGUAGCCGCUGGGAGAUCCAGAAGUUUGCCCGUGAGGCAUAUGAGCUGGGGAUCCGGUAUAUAGGCGGCUGCUGUGGGUUUGAGCCCUACCACAUCAGGGCGGUAAGCGAGGAGCUCAGCAAGGAGAGGGGAGGUUUCAUGCCUGAAGGCUCCCAGAAGCACGACCAGUGGGGACUGGGUCUGCGUCUGCACACAAAGCCAUGGGUUCGUGCCAGGGCCCGUCGUGAGUACUGGGAGAACCUGAAGCCGGCCAGCGGUCGCCCCUUCUGCCCCUCCUGCUCCAAACCCGACAACUGGGGCGUCACAGCCGGCGACGACAUGCUCAAACAGAAGACAGAGGCCACCACAGAGGAGGAGAUCAAACAACUGGCAGCAAAAAUGAGAGACACUGUCUCACUUAAUCAUGUGUCCUUAAUAAGGGAACACGCUACUUUCCAAUUACUAGGAAGAAUCCAAACUUCAGUUAUUUUAGUAAAGACUUCAACCAAAGAAGCACUGCAGACAUAAGCUCAUAUUUUUAGGUCGUCUUUAUUUUCUGAAAGGUACAUGCAAACAUGAGGGGUUGAGUGGCUGACACUUGGAUUCAGGGGGAUUGAGACCAUACUUCAGUAUCUGCUGGCUUCUGUGAAGCUUGCUCUCUUCACCCAAGUGCCUUACUGCCUACUGGAAAUCACAAUGAUUGACUAUAGGAAUGUACCAUUAUCAAUUGUGGGGUAAGUUGUGUAAGUAAGAAAACGUUCCAAAGGGCAAGUAGAUCUUUAAAAAGAUGCACAGUUUGAAAGAGACUUUGACAAAAUGCACCCACUCAAAUGAAUUCGUGAGUACUGGAAUUAAAAUAUACAUGACUGUAUAUCUAACAAUGCAAAUAGUGUUCUGGAUGUAGUACUUACCUUGUCUGACAAGAUUGAAUAACUUAGAAUGAAUCCUAAGAUCUGAAUGUUUUAUAGGGAUGAGGAUUUAGAGAUGUUUGGAGAUAGUACAAUGCAAAGGAAUUUUUUUAAUAUAGCACACUGCCACUAUUUGGGGAUAUCACAUAUACAUGUGUAGACAUGUCAUUUUUUUUAUAAAGUUCACCUCAAUGAAGCAUCUGAAGCACUUAAGCAAUAACCUAGACUACCAAAUACCAAUCUGAGAAAUACCAAAACAGUAAAUAUGAAUCUACACAGUACUUACUUUUUUUCUGAACAACCAUCUGUAGGAAAUGAAUUCUGUACAAGAACUUUAUUUUCUGUGUUGCUUGCUCUUUAUUUGUGCACAAGUUGUGGAUGUUCAUAGGACGACACUUGGACCAUUACUGUGAGUCGGUGAUAUUUUUCUGGUAGAAGUUUUAACACUAAUCCUAUUGUCAAGACGUUGUAGUGUUCGUGAUUUGAGAAUAAAGAAUAUUAGCUAAA